This is a messenger RNA of Pseudoliparis swirei, 870 nucleotides long. It is a transcript of the gene hoxb1b, whose product is annotated as homeobox B1b. The record is from RefSeq and is a predicted model, not a curated record. Gene Ontology annotation, biological process: regulation of transcription by RNA polymerase II. The transcript has 2 exons. Gene Ontology annotation, molecular function: RNA polymerase II cis-regulatory region sequence-specific DNA binding; DNA-binding transcription factor activity, RNA polymerase II-specific. Lineage: Eukaryota; Metazoa; Chordata; Actinopteri; Perciformes; Liparidae. The coding region runs from base 1 to 870 and encodes 289 amino acids. Gene Ontology annotation, cellular component: nucleus.
AUGAACUCCUACUUAGACUACCCCGUGUGCAACCGGGGAGCGAAUAUUUUCAGUGCCAAGACCGGAUACCACAAUUUGAACCAUGGAUACGUGUCGUCCAACUCGUGCGCAACAAGUGAUAGUUACGCAACGGACGGGCGCUUAGUUGCCGCAACUCCUGCGCCACACCAGACUCCGAGCAUCCCUCUGCACCACCAGACACACGUCAGCCUGGAUCUGCAGUUUGCGACACCGGGGAACUCCAUGUACGCGUCCCCACUGGAGUACGGACACCACCAGUACGGGCUCCCGCCGGAGCAGGACCGGAGCUUCAUUCACGCCCAGGUCUCACCCGUCGGAUCCAACAUGGCUCCCUACACCGGGGACAGCUGCGGGCCUGGAGCUGCAACGGGCAGCCAGUUUUUACAUUUUGGAAACGGGGAUCAGAGGCAGCCAGAAUACCCAGACAGUGUUUACACGAGGCUACCGCUCCACAGGAAGGCGAAGGAUUUGGAGCAUGUGGAGGACACUUCUAAAACAUUCGACUGGAUGAAAGUGAAGAGGAACCCACCUAAAACAGCUGUCCUAUCGGAGUUCGGGAUUCCCGGGCAGCACAACGUGAUCCGCACCAACUUCACCACCAAGCAGCUGACCGAGCUGGAGAAAGAGUUCCACUUCAACAAGUACCUGACGCGGGGGAGGAGGGUGGAGGUCGCCGCUAGUCUGGAGCUCAACGAGACGCAGGUGAAGAUCUGGUUUCAGAACCGCAGGAUGAAGCAGAAAAAACGUGAGAAGUCGGCCUGCGUUUUGGUCAAAGCUGCGGCACCUGUGGAGAAACUCUCCGGCCCCAACAGCUCUCCAAAGGCAAAAGGGAAAGACUGUGAACCGUGA